GCCUCCAGCACUAUGAAGGGGCUUGAGGUGGCCACCCCAAGUCUGACGGCAAAUACCUCCCUGGCUGCUGUGGAGCAAUGUGGCCAGGAGACGCCACUGGAGAAUGUCCUCUUUGCCUCCUUCUACUUACUUGAUUUCAUCCUAGCUUUUGUCGGCAACACCUUGGCCCUGUGGCUCUUUGUGCGGGACCACAAGUCAGGCACCCCUGCAAAUGUGUUCCUGAUGCACCUGGCCAUAGCUGACCUGUCCUGUGUGCUAGUCCUGCCCACCCGCCUUGUUUACCACUUCUGUGGGAACCACUGGCCAUUUGGGGAGAUCCCCUGCCGCCUUACUGGCUUCCUCUUCUACCUUAACAUGUACGCCAGCAUCUACUUCCUCACCUGCAUCAGUGCUGACCGCUUCCUGGCCAUCGUGCACCCUGUCCGAUCCCUCAAGCUGCGAAGGCCCCUCUAUGCCCACCUGGCUUGUGCCUUCCUGUGGGUAGUGGUGGCUGUGGCCAUGGCCCCACUGCUGGUAAGCCCACAAACUGUGCAGAACAACCACACAGUUGUCUGUCUACAGCUCUACCGGGAGAAAGCCUCUCACCAUGCCCUCGUGUCUCUGGCAGUGGCCUUCACCUUCCCAUUUGUCACCACAGUCACCUGUUAUCUGCUGGUCAUCCGCAGCCUGCGGCAGGGCCCCCGUGUGGAACAACGCCUCAAGAACAAAGCCAUCCGCAUGAUUGCCAUGGUGCUGGCCAUCUUCCUGGUCUGCUUUGUGCCCUACCAUGUCCACCGCUCCAUCUACGUGCUGCACCUGCAUAGCCAUAGACCCUCCUGCACUGCUCAGCGCAACCUGGCCCUGGGUAACCGUAUUACCUCCUGUCUCACCAGCCUCAAUGGUGCCCUGGACCCUGUCAUGUACUUCUUUGUGGCUGAGAAGUUUCGUGACACCCUGUGCAACUUGCUCUGUGGCAAAAGGCUCAUGGGACCACACCCCAGCUUUGAGGGGAAAACCAAUGAGAGCUCGCUGAGUGCCAGGUCAGAGCUGUGA
Orycteropus afer afer is the source of this 1032-nucleotide messenger RNA. It is a transcript of the gene GPR17, whose product is annotated as G protein-coupled receptor 17. The record is from RefSeq and is a predicted model, not a curated record. Gene Ontology annotation, cellular component: membrane. Gene Ontology annotation, molecular function: G protein-coupled receptor activity. Gene Ontology annotation, biological process: phospholipase C-activating G protein-coupled receptor signaling pathway; positive regulation of Rho protein signal transduction. Lineage: Eukaryota; Metazoa; Chordata; Mammalia; Tubulidentata; Orycteropodidae.